AUGGAGUUCGCAACCGUCUUCGAUGACCCGUGGUCUAAAAAACCCAUUCCUUUGGAGGACGCUGCUGCACAACAUCUUGAACUGAUUGAGGUAUUCCUAAAACUCAUCGCGCACUUGGGUGAUGAUAACGGUUACAUCAGCGAUGAGACUUUGGUAUACUCAGAAUGGCGAUACAUAGUCUACGCACGAAUGAUCGAGGCACGAGGGUAUUCCCCGAGUGACAUUCCACCGCCAUGGGAUGUUGCACUCAUCAUGUACCUGCAUAUGCUUUCGCCAUCGCGUUUUCACCACUACAUCUAUGAUAAUCGUUCAAGAGUAUUGGAUGGCAUAUUUGGCCUCCGUCAUCGUCACUUCCCAAUGACACAGUUGCUUUCAGGAGAGUGGUAUCCAAGAAAAAGCCGGAAACUUUGGCUGGAGGCCAACACACCUGAUCGAGCCGCUUGUCCAGGUCCAAAUCUCCCAUUCCAGCUGUGGUCUUCUCCUCCUUGGGAACAAAAGCGAGCUUCGAACGUUGUUUCCUCAGUCCUUGGUAGAAACGCAUAUCAACCUCCAAGUUCAAAUUCGCGAUGGACUACACAAACCGACAGGAGAGAUCCGGGCACAUCCAAGAAUCAAAGGCCUCGUGUCGUGAUUAUGCAUGAAUGGCUUCGUUGUAGAACAGCUGUUGCAGAACAAGGUUUCAAAGUCUGGGAAAUCGAGGCAUACACGGCGAUAAGAACGCAGCGUGUUGAAGAACGGUGCCGGAAUCAAAGUCAGCAUGAAGAGUUCAACGCAACUUGCGGACUUCGACCAUGGCCGGUACUGCAAGAUUUACGAGCCGAAUUGGAACAGCAGAUAUCGUUCUGGAAGGUUAUAGUUCAUGUGAAGAGCAUGUUACCAGGGUUUGGUAAUAGUUUGACCGAACAUAUGAAUGAUUAUAAAGACUACAUGGAUCUAAUUUGUCAUGUGUUAUGGAGGAAGGGUAAGCAUGGUCGUUACAAGUCGAAACUUGACCCAAAUAAUCAAGCCGGUUCUCGUUCAGAAAAUGAGCCAACAAAAAAACAGGUCGAACCGCGAUUCAUCCGCUUGCUUCCCCCGACCAUACAGAUUGAUCUCCUGUGGCAAACCCACCGACUUUACCCAGCCCAUUACUGGCUGUUUUGUUGCGAGCAUUCGGAGUGGGUGGUGGAGCCAGAUUCAGGCGCACGAGCUGGUGAUGUGCUUCUCAAAUACACGAAGGAGGAGUGGAAACAUGGAUAUUCGAAAGAUAUCGAGAGAGGAACGUCAGUUAGUGAAUGGUUUACAGAGUACGUUCCUUGUGCGUCCAAGCUUGCUCCUCCAGACGUGGGGCGGACCAACCUGUCCAAUAUAGUCAAUGGGGUAAAUGCAGUCAGGCAAAGAAGAGUUGUAAGAAGGACGGAAAGGAAUGAUGAUAUAAGUGGAGGUGGAGGAGCUGGAUUCAGCGGAGGGGAUGGGGGUUGUGGUGGUGAUGGUGGUGGAGGAGGAGAAUAG
Messenger RNA from Fusarium venenatum, 1491 nucleotides. RefSeq lists its product as uncharacterized. NCBI's taxonomy places the organism in Eukaryota, Fungi, Ascomycota, Sordariomycetes, Hypocreales, Nectriaceae. The record is from RefSeq and is a predicted model, not a curated record.